AUGGCUCCCGUCAAGCAAGAUAUAUUUCAACUACAGGCGUUCAAAGUUCCUGCUACCUGGCUAUAUCUCCUCCUACCCCUUUCCGUGCUCAUAUUUGUCAUUGUCCGACGGUCUCGACAGCACAAGAUGUCAUCCUCUCAAAACUCCGGUGCCAAAAAUUACUCGCGAGCAAUAAAUAUAUCCGACCAUUCUGGCGAAAAGCUACAAAUUCACUUGUUCUUCGAAAACGGGAGCCCUCCCAGCAAUCAGCCAACGCAGAAUGCGAAUCACACUGGCCGUCCUGAAAUUCCAGCUUCAAACACAUCCGCCAGCGAACCCCACCAGUAUACACAAGCCUUUGAUAUGACAAGCUUGCCUCUACCUACCGCGACUCAGGAUAUGAAACACCACACGACGACAUUGACAGAGCGAGAGUUCGCACAGCCUGUCUAUUCGGAACAGUCCAAUCCAGCAGCGCCGCGCCUCCAAAAGGAAACCGUGCAGGUAUUCAGAGAAGUUGGAUCCGAGACUCGAAAAAACUGGAGGAGAAAGGUACUCGAGUACCGCUAG
Arthroderma uncinatum is the source of this 549-nucleotide messenger RNA. RefSeq lists its product as uncharacterized. The coding region runs from base 1 to 549 and encodes 182 amino acids. The transcript has a single exon. The record is from RefSeq and is a predicted model, not a curated record. Lineage: Eukaryota; Fungi; Ascomycota; Eurotiomycetes; Onygenales; Arthrodermataceae.